Molecule: messenger RNA, 780 nt
Organism: Osmia bicornis bicornis
Lineage: Eukaryota; Metazoa; Arthropoda; Insecta; Hymenoptera; Megachilidae
Product: COMM domain-containing protein 2
Exons: 5
Coding region: 118-726 (202 amino acids)
Source: RefSeq, a predicted model, not a curated record
ACAUGAUUAUAAAUAAAUAUGGUGGUCCAUCUGCCGCCUUCCAGAAUCGAGAAAUUUUUAUUUUCAUAUGAAAUAUAAAGCAAUUAGUUAUAGCGUUCUUUUUAUUAAUAAAAAAUAAUGUUGUUACCGUUAAAACCGGAUCAUAAAAAACAUGUAUUGCUUCUUGUAGAACAUACACCACAAGUUUUGCAGGACUUUUGUAAAUUGGUCAUAGAUUACCUGCAGAAAGGACCAAAUUUUAAAUUGUAUAAUGCAGCUGCUCAAAAACUUCAAGUUGAUAUAAAUAUGAUUAAGAAUUCAGUUGAAGGACUUGUUAAUCUAUUACUAGAGAGCUGUAAAUAUAAGCUAAGUUCCGAGGACUUUAGGGAUUCCAUAAUAUCUUUAGGUUUUUCAGAAGAACAAGAAAUAAUAUUAAGCAAAUUAUAUAAUGUUAAAAAAGAUGAAAUAUUGGAUACACUUACAAAUAUCGGAUUUAAGUUACCAGAGUACCAUGAUAUGGAAUGGAGAUUUGAAGUUCAGAUUGCAUCAAGAUCACUGUUAAAACAGAUUGCUCCUCUCAUAACUUUAGAUUUUUCAAUAAAAAACCCAGACAAAGAUGAGAGUAUUGACCAUGUACUACUUCAAACUGACCCUGUUAAUUUAUUACACAUAACACAGGAAUUGGAGGAGGCUCUUCAAGAGGGUCGUAGUCAACACAUUCGUAGACUUUCAAGAGUAGUAAAAUGAUAGUAUCAAUGUACACAUAUGUUCCAUGGAAUAAAUUAUACACAAUUUCAAGAA